GUAGUAUCAGCUGAUAAUUAUUCAUUCGAUAAGCAGUGUUUUACUUCGUAAAGAUUAUGAUAAAAAGGAAAAUGUCGAGCUGGUUCUCAUUUUGGAGAGUGCAGACAAAGCUCGAAGAAUGUACCGGGCCGUUCUCUGUUGGUUGCAGCGAUUUUAUGUGUGCAAAAGAUGAAUCUACAGGUUUUUCUACUGAAGGUGGUAGCUUUAUACGUUUCUUUUACCCAGCGGAGAAGACGGCUGGAACAUUGGAUGAAUCGAAAAGAUGUUUUUGGAUUCCUCGUCAAGAAUACGCAUCAGGGCUUGUAAACUUCAUGAAACUUCCAGGUUGGGUUUUAGGAAGAUUUUUCCACUGGUGUGUAGGUAGGCGUACAGCUCUCAAUUUGAUUUACUACUAACUUAAGGUUGAGGUACUCGACCGCAUAGCUAUUGAUUGUAAUGCAGGGGGUUUUACCUUCCUAGGGAGGGGGGGAUGCGGAAAAUAAAGUAGUCAAGACGUGCACUCCAUAGUCUGAACGUGUGCAGCGAGAAUCCACUUAAAUGGGCUAUAGUCAGCUUGUGAGCAUUUGCAAUGAUCAAUAAAUCCACUUAUUGCGAUAUUUUUAUUACUCUAGGUAGCUUGCAGAUCCCUGCAAUAUACAAUGCACCACUUUGUAAACCUGCUGGAGAGGACCAGUUGUUACCUUGUGUUAUUUUUUCACAUGGCCUGGGAGGUAACAGGUUAAUCUACAACACUUACUGUUGUGAGUUGGCAUCCCAAGGAUGUCUAGUGGCAUGUGUAGAACACAGGUGAGCAGUUAUGGCUUUAUUUGGUUUUUUGUGUAUGGGCCUUUCCACACUAGCAAAAAAUUGUUUGUUUAGGAAAAUGUUCUGUCACCACCAACAUUUUACAAGUGUGAAUGGUUCGUCAUGACUUGACAAAUAAUUGUUUUGGCCGAAGCACAAAUCUUCAAACACACUGCCAACAAAAUUUGUCCCAUAAUCAUGAUAACCUUUUUAAUCAUUUGUUAUUAAAGCUAUGACCAGCAUGUAAUUGAACUGAAAUUAGUUUAUUAGAAAGGCAAAAAUUGUCUUUUGUUGCAAAACUCGGUGAUUCUAAAAUUUUAAAAUGAAUGUUGAUGAAUCCUGGAAAUUGCAGGUGGAAUCCUCUGCCAAACUAUGUUGGCUGGUCUUAUGAACAGAUCAAACGCUGACAGAAUUGACAGCUUGAAAUUUUUAAUGUGGACAAAAAUAAAUGCAAAUUUGUUAUGACAAAAUUUGUCCUUUGAUUUUGAUGGGACAGUUUUUACAGUUUUGUCCACUAGUGAGGAAAGACACAAAAAGAAAGUUUCAUGUAAUGAAGACAAGUAUUAGCAUUGAAAGUUAAUGCAUUGAUACUUAUUAUGCAAUUGAAAGCAUUUAAUAGAGAAUGAUUCAUCAUUAAGAUGGGACAAUAAAUGAGGGGUUCACAUGACUUUUGCAGUAAUCAUCAGUUGAUUUUGUGAUCUGACCCAAAUUAAAUAUUGAAAACAAUUUUUUAUUUUAAAACCAGCAUAAAACAAAAUACAUAACUACAAGGUUCAGGAAAAUCAACUGCACAAUCUCUAUAGUUUAUUUUCCAAGGCCUUGCACCUGACUCCACUUAUAAUUGGACAUGAAGAUUUUUUUUCUUUUUGAAAAAACACUAGAGAUGAAUCAGCCUCUGCUACAUACAUUCUAAAGAAGAAUGAUGGAGAUGGGAAUAUGACAGAGGAAUGGAUCCAGUACCACCAUCUCCAAGAAAGUGAUAAUGAGUUUGAAUUUCGAAACAGGCAGGUGUGUUUAUUUGUAGUUUAGAUUCAUUUCAUUUUGAUUUUAAGGUACAAACACAGUUUGUACUUCAGCUUAUUGGCUCAUUCUGACAGAGCUUAUCCUGAUUUAUGAAGCAUUAUACGAUAAAAUAUAUGGCCAGGCGUUAUGGAUGGGAAGCCAGUUAUCAGAGGAUAAUGAAUGGCAUCUGUUAAAUUCCCAGAUAAUUCCUUGUGACUCAAUUAUCCCCUCAGCUACUAUGUAGAGAGAGGCACUUUUAAAGUUAAGUGUCUUGUAGAUGAAUGCAGCACAGUGACCCAGUUGGUGCUGAAACUGAGAUCUGUUGACACAGAUUCCAUGGUCCUUACCAUCAGGCCAACUCUACUAUUUCUUUAAACACCACAAUAUCACUCUUAAAACUGCCUUAACAAGGAAAUAUACUUCAUUUUUGUUCAUUAAAACAGUUAUUUUUUUCUUUUUAUAGGUUCACAUCAGAGCAAAUGAAUGUGUAAGAGCCCAUAACAUUCUUGAAAACAUUCAGUCAGGACAUUUUCCAACAAAUUUGUUCCAGGAAAACUCUAUUUUACAACAGCUCAAGGUAUUUGAGGGAAAUUGGCUUUGUCCAUUAAUUUUAUCCUUGUUCCUUUUAUCUUCAGUCAUUCCAUCCAUUAAUCUAUUCAAUGGCACCACUUAUUUGAAGGAGCGAUAAAGCCAUUCAGCAAAUAAAUCACUGUGCUUUGGAUAAUCGAAGAAUUAUGUUUCCUUGAAAAGCAAUCUAACCAAUGUAUUUCAAAAUUUCAUAUUUGUUUACAUUGUAGUUUGUGGCUAAUCAAGUCGGGUAAAAGAAAAAUAUUGAUUGCUUUUUAGUUGAGUGGUUACCUCUGUUUGACAACAAGAAUAAUGCUAAUUCAUAAAUUGUGUCUCCUUUGUCUUUUUUUUAAGGGAAGGCUGGACUUAAAAAGGGUUGCAAUGGUUGGUCAUUCAUUUGGAGGUGCUACUACUGUCCUAUCUUUGGCAAAGGACAAGCGAUUUAGGUACUGUGUUCAUCACAAGGAUAAUAAAAUUAACUCUGCAGUCUCAGACACUUCUGUGUUAUGUAGUCUAAAAAGAUUACAUCAUGCAUAAUAAUAAAGCUUUGUUAAGAUUGGCAUUGGAAUCAAGCUUGCCUGUGACUUUAUCCUAUGCAAAAUACAGAGCCUCUUAAAAAUAUUUUUACCAUCAUCAACACCAAAUAAAAACCAGAUUUAUGGUAGUUCAAAAUUCCAGUUUAUCCAAAUCUAUAAGUGUUUCCAAGAAAAAAAACCCUUUUCAUUAAAUGAAUUUGUUACAUUCAAACUUAGAGCAACAUUAUCUUUCAAGUUUUUCUAAAAAACCAUAAUUAAAUAAGAUCUGCUAGGUCAAUCUUGAUCAAUUUUUUUUUUAAUUAUUUUACAAUGACAAUAAGAUUUCCAUUACGUCUUUCUUAAUAUUUAUUGUAGCAUAUUUUUAAAUUGGGUAGAGAAAUUUUCUUACUCAACAUAGACAAUUUUUAUUAUUAAAUUGCCUUUAUUCAGUCCAUUUUAAUCUAUCUUCAGUGAAAUACAAUGAAACCAGCUUGUGAGUGUUUGUCAAUAAUAUUUAAUUGUAUUUAAACAAUCAGCCAGUAGGUAUGUAACCUUCAACUUCAUCCAAGUAAUUUUAUUGACUUAGUUAAUUUCUCAACUCAUUUAUGUUCCAGGUGUGGUGUGGCUCUUGAUGUGUGGAUGCUGCCAUUAGGAAAAGGGAUAUUUAGUUAUGAUCUUGAUCAGCCUUUACUGUUUGUCAAUUCACAACAAUUUCAUUGCUGGGACCAAAACGUGGAUCCUCUUAAAAAGUUUAUUAGUAAUAAGCCAGGUUUGCUUUCUUAUCAUUGUUUAUUUUUUCCUCUUCUUCGAACUAAUUUCUCUAUUUCUUGGCUCGAGAGCAAAGUUUUACCUAUAAGAGCGCAUCUUCAUUGUGUUUAAUAAGACCAAAACACAAGAAAUCACAACAGCCAAUCAGAGCAAAGAAAAAUAGCUCAAGGAGCCAAUGGGAACGCAAAGUAAAUGAGAGCAAACUGUCCAAAUCGCGGGAAAAUGUGAGUGACGAAGUCGCAAUAAGUUUUUAGUUUUGGAUCUGAUGAGUGAGAAAGUGGUGCAAAUUUCUGGAACAAUCACAGAGCGAAGUAAAGCAAAACUAAUGCGAUCCUGAAUUACUUUCCACACUCGAUUGAAAAUUGGUCUUAUCAAUGGAGUGAACGAAAUAGCUUUACUAAAAUCAGGUCUUUUAAUUUUAUUCUUUGCAGAAACAAGACUAAUCAUAGCGAUAAGGUAAGAAAUUUACUCAGUACAACUAUGAAUGAUUUUCUGCGGAAUCGUUCUUUUUGUCUCGGUGCUACUGACCUUAGUGAAGUGAAGUUUGAAAAUGUUUGUUCAUGGAGAUGUCUUCACACCUCUGACUUAACACUUACCUUUGUAAGCGUUUAGUAUAUAUUCAAAGCCUUUCUAAUAAUUUCCCGUUCAUCAGUAAAUUUCUUCUUGACGUCCACACUCAGAGAGUUUUUUUUCAUUUAUUUUUUUUGGUGGCAGAAAACGGUUUCCUAAAAAGCGUUUGUUGUGGACUUAAACAGACAGCAAGAAAAAUACUUUUUGCCAAUGUUUAAAUAUGCUAACUGUUUUCAGAAGCCGCCCUCGGACAACUCAGGGACUUUUUCAUUUAUCGAAAAUGGUGACAAAAACGGUUUCCUAAACAGGACAGCUGGUGUACUUAAACAGAUGGCAAGAACAAGACUUUUUUGCCAACGUCGACGUGUACUAACUGUUUUCAGACGCCGCCCUCUGACAAUUAAGGGCGCUUUCCCAGUCAUUAGUCCAGGCUGUUGGUGUAAUGACAUUGUGGACGGAAAAUACCAUAUUUUUAUUUGGUCCUUAAGUGUGAAGGAGACCGUCUGGACGGAUUCAUAUGAUGAAUUGAAAUUUUAUGUUUCCUUUUCCUUAAAUAUCAACUCAUUUCUUGUCUUACAAAAGAGCACACACGUCUUUCUUCGCCAGGUGGACAAGACAUAUGAACCAAUGUGACAUACCGUCAGUUCUGCCACCAUACAUACUGUACUGGACCUCACUCGGAAGUAAACUUGAUCCAACCACAGCCGUGAAGCUUAACAGACAAGCUAUCUGGGCGUUUUUGAGGAGACAUCUUGGUACGUAAGCGAUAAUUUAUCUAAGUAUUAGAGGUAGAUCUCACUUUCUUUAGUUUAUUUUAAACUCACUUAUCUAAGUAUUAAUGGAAGAUCUAGCUUUCUUUAGUUCGUUCUAAACUCACUGCUUGAAGAACCCUCAGGUUUUAAGAGAGGGUCUUCCGUUUACAUUCCAUAAGUUCUAUACGCAUGCGUUAAUUGGUGAUGAACAUAACUGGUUCUGUUGGGUUUUUUUUUUGUGUGUGUUUUAAAAUGUUCAGCUUUGAAUGUCAUUUACAUGGUGUUUACUGGAAGACAAACCUCAGGGUGGUACCCAUAGGAUACUUAUAUAUAAUGUAAAAAAUAUUCGGGGGUAUAUAGGGCUUAAGUCCCUUGGGGUUAGGGCGUAAAACUUCUGGGGUAUACUCUGAAACCCUUAGGGUAAUACCGUACUACUCAAGGGAGUUAACAGUAAAAUCUCCGGGGGUAUGCCCAGGUAUCCCUCUUGGCUUCUUAGACUGUGGCAAGAAUUCUAAGAUGUAAAAGCACACAAGUUUAAAGUUUCAUAUGUCUUUUUCUUCCAGAUAUUGGAAAUCCACCGUUACGUGAACCCAUUAUUGACGGCGGGGAAGGGACACCGGAAUAUAUCAUUAUCGGUCCAGAAUUUACAACUAAAGAAGAACGCAAGAAACUACACAUGGCACAGAGUUCAUUGUAAUACUUUGAAGGAAAUUAUCUCUCUUUCAAAAUCAAUUUUUCUAUCGGUAUUGAAGUUGUAUGCUUCAAAAUGUGACAUAUUUCUACGCUAACACCAUUCAUUACUUAUUCUCACCUCUAUCUAAUCAAAUAUCAGAAGCGAAAUAUUUUGAAAAUAGCCGGCAUUAUUUUUAAGUUUACGAAAAUAUUUUGGUAAACCUGUCUUUCUCUUAAUGGUCCUACAAACUUACAGAAACGCUCUUACUUUGAAGAAAACUAAUCACCCUCACAGCGUAAGUCUGAAAUGCCCAGUUUGAUUAAUAAGAGAGUUUUGAAAUACUCGAUAAGUAUUUGAAAUAGUCAAAAAAUCCUAGUCUAUUUGUUACAACAUGCACUUCUGUGAAACACACAAUUUCAAAUUUGGCGUCUUCGAUGUAAAUUUCCAAGAAUCAAUACUGAAACACUCAAGAAAAAAGGUAUUUACGCUACUCAAAUAUUUACAGUAGACACGUACACUGGUUGCACCUGUUUUAAUACGCGCAAAUAUGAGGAAAAGAUAUUCUGGUUGGUUUCACACCGAAAACAUCUGAAAAGUUUCUGAAGAAAAGCUUGCUAGCCAUCCAUCUGUCUUACGAGAGAUAAUUACAACUAGAGUGGUUCAGUGGCCAGACUUCAUUCAAAUACGCAAAGCAAGUAGGGUAAGUACAUGUCAAUCUCUCAAGCCGGUGGAAAACGGAAUCUUUACCGCCGAUAAAUAAAAGAUCUUGUUUUUUUUUUUCUUGGUUCUACCAUAAAAUUAAAUAUUUGAAAAAGCGAUUGAUCAUAGCCCUGAGUAGGUCGGUAAACCCAAACGAGGAAAACAUAAAAUGCAAGCCAUCGGGUGGUGAAGUUUGUUAAGAAUGUUAUUGAGCUUCAGUAAAUAUUUCAUCAUGAGCCACUUGUGAUCUCAGCUGAUGAGAACAUCAGUUGUGCGUUAGUAAAGAAAGCCAAAGAGGGUUGUUAAAAUAAUAUUUCUUGUGUUAUUCUUGAAACAGAUCGAAACUUAAUGAUCAGAGAGCGUUAACGCAUUGUGGCACCACAAAGGCACAAGGCUUUUCCUCUCGUUAGCGACUAGCUUUUAUCUUUCUCCUCUGUUAAGUGCCUCAUUGUUUCUGAAUAUUCAAGUAGACCAGCCUUCUCGUCGAGCGGUAAAUCUUGCUUCAGUCUCAGUCUCAGUCUCCAUAAUAUUUUGGUGCCGG
Pocillopora meandrina is the source of this 6870-nucleotide messenger RNA. Lineage: Eukaryota; Metazoa; Cnidaria; Anthozoa; Scleractinia; Pocilloporidae. The record is from the annotation of a GenBank genome assembly.